Molecule: messenger RNA, 645 nt
Organism: Aspergillus udagawae
Lineage: Eukaryota; Fungi; Ascomycota; Eurotiomycetes; Eurotiales; Aspergillaceae
Product: H/ACA ribonucleoprotein complex subunit GAR1/NAF1
Exons: 6
Coding region: 1-645 (214 amino acids)
Biological process (GO): snoRNA guided rRNA pseudouridine synthesis; ribosome biogenesis
Cellular component (GO): box H/ACA snoRNP complex
Molecular function (GO): box H/ACA snoRNA binding
Source: RefSeq, a predicted model, not a curated record
AUGUCGUUUCGUGGAGGUGGCCGUGGCGGUUUCGCCUCAGGCGCCAACCGUGGUGGAAAUUUUGGUGGACGCGGUGGUCGCGGAGGAUUCCAAGCACAAACUGGACCGCCAGCACAGGUUCUGGAGAUGGGAACUGUUAUGCACGCUUGCGAGGGCGAGAUGGUUUGCGAAUCAGUGAAUCCCAAGAUUCCUUACUUCAACGCCCCUAUCUACCUCGAGAACAAAACUCCUAUCGGCAAGGUCGACGAAGUUCUCGGUCCCAUCAACCAGGUCUACUUCACCAUCAAGCCUCAGGAGGGCAUUGUCGCGACAUCCUUCAAGCCUGGCGACAAGGUCUAUAUUGGAGGAGACAAGCUUCUUCCACUUGAGAAGUUCCUUCCCAAGCCUAAGCCGCCGCCGGGUUCGAAACCGAAGAGGGCCGUCGGUGGCAGAGGUGGUUUUGCUCGCGGAGGCGCCAGGGGUGGACGUGGUGCACCUCGCGGUGGCCGAGGCGGCGCCCCCCGAGGACGUGGAGGACCUAGGGGAGGUGGUUUUGGUGGUGGUGGUUUUGGUGGAGGUGGUUUCGGUGGAGGCGGCUUCCGUGGUGGGAGCAGAGGUGGUGGUAGAGGAGGACCUCGUGGUGGAAGUGGAGGUUUCCGACGAUAG